Messenger RNA from Phaethon lepturus (White-tailed tropicbird), 1786 nucleotides. RefSeq names its product methylmalonyl CoA mutase (gene MMUT). The transcript has 10 exons. Lineage: Eukaryota; Metazoa; Chordata; Aves; Phaethontiformes; Phaethontidae. The annotation marks the transcript as partial. The record is from RefSeq and is a predicted model, not a curated record. Gene Ontology annotation, molecular function: methylmalonyl-CoA mutase activity; metal ion binding; cobalamin binding. Gene Ontology annotation, cellular component: mitochondrion.
UAUAUGCCAAAAUUUAAUUCCAUUUCAAUCAGUGGGUACCAUAUGCAAGAGGCAGGAGCUGACACCAUUCUGGAAUUAGCUUACACUAUAGCAGAUGGCUUGGAGUACUGCAGAACUGGACUUAAAGCUGGCCUUACCAUUGAUGAAUUUGCACCAAGGCUCUCCUUUUUCUGGGGAAUUGGAAUGAACUUCUAUAUGGAAAUAGCUAAGCUGAGAGCUGGGAGGCGGCUGUGGGCUCACUUGAUAGAGAAAAUGUUUAAGCCCAAGGAUCCCAAAUCUCUUCUGCUGAGAGCUCAUUGUCAGACUUCUGGCUGGUCACUCACGGAGCAGGAUCCCUUUAACAAUGUUAUCCGUACUACAAUCGAAGCAAUGGCUGCAGUGUUUGGAGGUACACAGUCUUUGCAUACAAAUUCAUUUGAUGAAGCCUUGGGUUUGCCUACAGUGAAGAGUGCUCGCAUUGCUCGGAACACGCAGAUCAUAAUUCAAGAGGAGUCAGGUAUUCCUAAAGUGGCAGACCCCUGGGGGGGAUCUUACCUCAUGGAGUGCCUCACCAACGAUGUCUAUGAAGCUGCUUUAAAGCUUGUUGAGGAGAUAGAAGAAAUGGGUGGAAUGGCCAAAGCUGUUGCUGAGGGGAUUCCCAAACUUCGUAUUGAAGAGUGUGCAGCCCGAAGACAAGCCAGGAUUGACUCUGGGUCUGAAGUAAUUGUUGGAGUAAACAAGCACCAGCUAGAAAAAGAGGAGACAGUCGAAGUUCUGGCUAUUGAUAAUACUUCAGUCCGCAGCAAGCAGAUUGAGAAGAUUAAUAAGGUGAAGGCUAGUAGAGAUGAAGCAGCAGCCCAGCAAUCUCUAGCUGCUCUAACACAGUGUGCUGCUACUGGGGAAGGCAACUUACUCGCGCUUGCAGUGGAAGCAGCACGUUCAAGGUGCACUGUUGGAGAAAUAACAGAUGCAAUGAAGAAGGUGUUUGGGGAGCAUAAAGCCAGUGACCGAAUGGUGAGCGGAGCUUAUCGCCAGGAGUUUGGAGAGAGUGAUGAAAUUCUUCAUGCCAUCAAUAGAGUUAACAAGUUCAUGGAUCGUGAGGGACGCAGGCCUCGUAUACUUGUUGCAAAGAUGGGUCAAGAUGGCCACGACAGAGGAGCUAAAGUUAUUGCUACAGGAUUUGCAGACAUUGGCUUUGAUGUGGAUAUAGGUCCCCUCUUCCAGACACCUCGAGAAGUGGCCCAGCAGGCAGUUGAUGCAGAUGUGCACUGUGUUGGUGUGAGUACACUUGCAGCAGGUCAUAAAACUCUUGUGCCUGAACUCAUCAAAGAACUCAACGGCCUUGGCCGGCCAGACAUUCUUGUCAUAUGUGGAGGUGUCAUCCCACCUCAGGAUUACGACUUCCUGUAUGAAGCUGGUGUUACCAAUGUGUUUGGUCCAGGGACUCGUAUUCCCAAAGCAGCUGUCCAGGUGUUGGAUGAUAUUGAGAAGUGCCUGGAGAAGCGGCAGCAAUCUAUGUAAUACUGAAAUGUCACACAACGCAACCAGCCUUAUACUAAUUGCUUACAGAAUGUAAUCAUCAGCAAGGGAUGGCCAGCCACAUACCUUUGGUUCCACUGCCCUGUGGCCUGGUGUUUUGUGCUUUCUAAGAAAGUUGUAAAUUCUCUGCUUGUUCUAGUUGAGGAUUAUUUAUAUACGUACCCACAAGUCAAUUUUAUCUCUAGAACUAUGACUUCAGGGAAUGAAGGGAAUUCAAUAGGUGGGUUUGUGUUUUUUUCAGGUGUGCUGAUAAAUAAAAUAUCCAUUC